Molecule: messenger RNA, 585 nt
Organism: Penicillium antarcticum
Lineage: Eukaryota; Fungi; Ascomycota; Eurotiomycetes; Eurotiales; Aspergillaceae
Exons: 1
Coding region: 1-585 (194 amino acids)
Source: RefSeq, a predicted model, not a curated record
AUGUCUACCAAAUACACUAUUCGGAUGCGCCUUGCCAUUGCGUUCCUCGCUAUCAUAGGGCUGGCCUUUGCCAGUCUCAACUCGGCUAUGGCGCGCUUCGCGAUUAUUCUGCGGGACCGAGCAAAAGCCGAUAUCAUCACUCCCAACAAAUCCAUUUCAGACAACACAUUCAGAAAUCUGAUGGACAAUGUCCUCGUCGACGUCCUGAUUGCAGUCGUCAUAUCCACCUCGUUUGCUGUUGUGGGAGCUGUGCUUGCGUGCCACCCCCGAUGGCUACGAGGGCAAGACAGAACCUGGAUGUACUUCGGGUGCUUCCAAUGCAUCCUGAGCCUGGUAAUUCUAUCAACCGGGGGUUAUCUGGCCGACCACGUGCAUGGCUUUCAAACCUCCUUUGAAAGGGUUAGCGGUAAUGACAACUUUCAGUAUUACAAGAUCAUGUUCUUUGGAGGGGUUGGUCAGGCGGCUUAUGGGUCUCUGGUUAUAUUCAUGGCCAUUGCAUCCUUUGUCGCUUUUUUGAUCUAUGAACGUCACGAAAGAGAAACUCAGCCAAUCGAAGCAACGCGACAAUCAGAGCAGUAUCUGUGA